Bipolaris victoriae FI3 is the source of this 6927-nucleotide messenger RNA. RefSeq lists its product as hypothetical. The coding region runs from base 1 to 6927 and encodes 2308 amino acids. Gene Ontology annotation, biological process: secondary metabolite biosynthetic process; fatty acid biosynthetic process. NCBI's taxonomy places the organism in Eukaryota, Fungi, Ascomycota, Dothideomycetes, Pleosporales, Pleosporaceae. The record is from RefSeq and is a predicted model, not a curated record. The transcript has 3 exons. Gene Ontology annotation, molecular function: phosphopantetheine binding; fatty acid synthase activity; 3-oxoacyl-[acyl-carrier-protein] synthase activity.
AUGGCAGACAACCUGAAUAUCUAUCUCUUUGGAGAUCAGACAUUUGAUGUAGAGCCUCAUUUUUCCGGUUUGCUGCAGGCUAGGGACAAUCUGUUCUUGCACACACUCCUUCGUGGCGCCUACAAUGCCAUCCGAACCGAGAUAUACACAUUGCCAACAGAGGUCCGAAAUGACUUGCCGCGAUUUACCUGUCUCGAGGAUCUGGCAUCGUGGAAACAGAGCGGGACUGGCAAGCGAUGCAUCGCGCUAGACAUGGCCAUGACUACGCUAUGGCAACUAGGGACAUUCAUUCUACAAGCAGAAGGAUGCUAUAGAGUACCAGACUGGUCGGUCGUCGUUGGUCUAUGCACUGGGACUUUUGCUGCUGCAGCGGUAAGCUGCAGUAAAAACACUACGGAAUUGAUUCCGUUGGCUAUCGAGGCAGUUAUCGCAUCUUUCAAGACCGGCGUGCUUGUACAGGACGUUGCUCGGAGACUUGCUCCUUCACAGGAUCUCGAUCAGAGCUGGGCCAUUCUCAUAGAGGGUGCAGCAUCGGCUUCGCUUGUAAGCAAGUUCAACGAUGACAAUCCUAUGCCAUCGAUCAACAAACCGUACAUCAGCGCCUACGCUCCGAGCGCUGUGACCGUGAGCGGGCCACCCGAUUCUAUUUCCAGACUGGUUAGUUUUGGAGCCUUCAAAGAACUGACGAAGAAGACCAUACCCAUAACGGGACCGUAUCACGCUGCCCACCUCUACUCAAAUAAUGACCUUAACUCGAUUAUUUCAGGUUUACCAGAAAGAGCAGAGGGUGGGAGGCAAGAAUCAAUACCAUUCUUGUCUACAAACAAGGUCGGGUCAGAAGUUAGGACAUUUGCAUCGCUGCUAAGGGAGGCAACCGCUGAGGUACUUCUACGACCGCUCCUGUGGGCUGAUAUUCUUGAACGAUUUGAAAACAUCUUACGAGAUACGGUUCCGCAAAGCCUCAGUGUUGUUCCUUUUGGAUCGACUGCCCAUCACCUUUUCUACAACGCAGCGAAGAAGAUGAACCCAAAUAUUUUGACAAACGCCUCACAACAUACCAACGGUCAAUCUAGCUUCACUCCGACAAUUGGCACUGGCCUCAAGAAACCUAAACUAGCCAUUGUAGGAAUGUCCGGACGCUUCCCAGACGCGAAGAAUACCGAUGAAUUCUGGGAUAUACUUCGACAAGGUUUGGAUGUGCACAAGGUUGUGCCACCCCAGCACUGGGAUGUACACACUCACGUCGAUACCAGUGCAAACCCUCGGAAGAAUACAAGUGCCACGCCUUUCGGUUGCUGGCUGAAGGACCCGGAAGAGUUUGACGCGCGGUUUUUCAACAUAUCACCGAAGGAGGCUGCCCAGAUCGACCCCGCACAGCGACUCGCCCUGAUGACUGCUUACGAAGCUAUUGAGCGUGCUGGCAUAGUUUCAGAUGCAACUCCAUCUACUAGGCCGGACCGAGUCGGUGUUUUCUAUGGCGUAACUAGCAAUGACUGGAUGGAAACGAAUAGUGCUCAGGACAUUGAUGCGCACAUGAUCCCUGGCGGCAACCGCGCAUUCAUCCCAGGCAGGAUCAACUAUUUCUUCAAGUUUAGCGGGCCGAGUUAUGCCAUCGAUACAGCUUGCUCAUCUAGUCUGGCAGGUAUUCACCUUGCAUGCAACUCCCUAUGGUGCGGCGACAUCGACACUGCUAUAGCCGGAGGUACCAAUGUAAUCACUAAUCCAGACUUCACUGCUGGGCUGGAUCGCGGCCAUUUCCUCUCUCGCACGGGCAACUGUAAAACUUUCGAUGAUGGUGCCGACGGUUACUGUCGCGGUGAGGGCAUUGCGACGGUGAUCAUCAAAAGACUCGAGGAUGCACUUGCAGAUCAUGAUCCCAUCCUUGGUGUGAUCGUUGGGGCGUACACCAAUCAUUCAGCAGAAUCUGAAUCUAUUACCAGGCCACAUGUUGGUGCUCAACGUGCCAUUUUCAACAAGAUUCUGAAUGAAUCUAACGUUGAUCCUUACUCCAUCAGCUACAUUGAGAUGCAUGGCACUGGCACGCAAGCAGGUGACGCAGCAGAAAUGUCAAGCGUUCUGGAUACGUUUGCUCCAUCGCCCAGCCAAUGCCACCAAUCUAAAGCACGCAAGGAAAAGCUCUUCCUUGGAUCAGCUAAAGCGAACAUUGGCCAUGGCGAGGCCGCCUCUGGCGCGUCAGGCCUUAUCAAGGUCUUGAUGAUGAUGGAAAAGAAUCAGAUUGUUCCGCAUUGUGGAAUCAAGACAAAGAUUAAUCACAAGUUCCCGACCGACCUUGGGGAUCGUCAGGUUCACAUUGCUUCUGAGCUGACAGCGUGGGAGAGGAAAGGACUUACGGAACGUCGUGUAUUGGUCAAUAACUUUUCAGCUGCUGGAGGCAACUCAGCGCUUCUCCUCGAAGAUGCACCACACGUACCAGAGAACGUCAAAAUGGGCAUAGAUACCCGAAAACUCUAUGCUGUCGCAGUAUCUGCCAAGACAGGUGCUUCUAUGCAGGGUAAUCUGAGGUCACUGCUCGCACAUCUAAAGAAGAUGCCAAACGUUUCGCUUGGUGAGCUUUCAUACACGACUACAGCACGACGCAUACAUCAUCCACACCGGGUUUUGUUUAUCGGUGCAUCUAUUGAGGAGAUCUGCCAACAAAAUGAAUUGGCAAUUACUCAAGGAAUCGGCCAAACAAGACCCAAAGGAUCGCCAAAAGUCGUGUUCAGCUUCACUGGCCAGGGUGCUCAAUAUCCUGGAAUGGCUCAGCAGUUGUUCCAGGAAAGCACUGUCUUCCGAAACGAGUUGCACCAUCUAGAUUACAUCUCGGAAAAACUGGGAUUUCCGUCUGUAAUUCCUUUUAUCGAGUCUACAGAACAGGAUCCCACCACGUUCCAGCCCUCUGUCGUGCAGCUCGCCAGUGUGUGUGUUCAAUUAGCCCUUGUCAAAUUAUGGGGCACUUGGGGCAUUCAUCCAUCUUCAGUUGUUGGGCACAGUCUUGGCGAAUAUGCGGCUCUCAACACUGCGGGGGUGCUCUCAGACGUCGACACUAUCUUUCUUGUUGGAAUGAGAGCUAGGCUGCUCGAGGAAAAGUGUAUUUCUGGUACGCACGCUAUGCUGGUUGUCAACAAUCCAGUUGACAAGAUCUCUGCUGUUUUGCAAGAAAGAGCAUACGAAAUAGCAUGCAUCAAUUCCCCAACGGAAACCGUCCUUGCCGGUCCAAGCGAGAUGAUGUCCGAGCUUCAGGAAUUACUCAAGAAUGCUGGUAUGAGAAGCACACUUCUCAAGGUGCCUUAUGCAUUCCACUCUUCACAAGUGGAUACAAUUAUAUCGGAAUUCAAGUCUCGGGCACAAGGGGUGAAGUUUUGCGAACCAAGAGUACCAAUCAUCCGACCUUUGGACUCUACCGUCUCGACUGCUGGUACAAUUUUCGAUGCUGAGUAUCUAGCAUGUCAUUCUCGCGAGCCUGUCAAUAUGCUGGGAGCUUUGAUCGCAGCGCAUAGCAAUGGCUCAAUCACUGAUCGAUCUGUUUUUCUGGAGAUUGGUCCGCAUCCUGCUGUUUCCAAUAUGGUGAAAUCUACAUUAGGGCCAUCUGCUUCAGCUGUCGCCUCACUUCAGCGUGGGGCUAGGCCAUGGGACGUGCUUACCAGAUCACUCAAGUCUCUCUAUGACAACGGAGCCAGUAUUAAUUGGGCAGCUUACCAGCAAGACUUUCAGAAAUUUCACAGAGUUGUCUCACUACCAUCAUAUUCUUGGGACCUGAAGCCUUACUGGAUCCAAUACGUCAACGACUGGUCUCUUCGCAAGGGUGAUCCGCCAGCUCAAGGCUUACACACCGGCCCUAAGAUAACGAGUACAACAAUCCAUUCAGUCGUAUCAGAGGUCAGCGACUCUAGAAGCACCAAAAUCGUGGUCGAGGCAGACAUCUCACGCAAAGAUCUUGCUCCAUUGGUACAGGGACAUGAGGUGGACGGCAUACCCCUGUGUACACCCUCAGUCUAUGCCGACAUGGCUUUGACUCUCGGUACAUACCUGCUCAAGCGCUAUCAGCCAGAACAGUCUCAACUGCUAGUGGAUGUGUCCGAAAUGAACAUCUCGAAAGCGUUGAUCUUGAAUGAGCAAGCAAACAAACAACUCAUUCAGGUUCACGCUGAAGCAGACUGGACUUCUAAAUCUGUGAGUAUGAAGUUCAUGACCUUCAAAAAUCACCAAAAAUUGCAAGAACACUCCCGGUGCAUUGUGCAUUACAGAGAUGGUUCCCUUCAGAAAAGACUGCAAGCGAAUGCAUCGGAGAUUCAAGCGAAAAUAUCGACACUCCGCGCGGGUAUCACUUCCGGUAAGACAGCUCGCUACAAUCGUGCAAUGGUGUAUCGUGCCAUUCGACCUUUGGCACGAUUCCACAAUGAUUAUCGUGCUAUUGACGAGAUAGUGCUCAAUAGUGAAACGCUCGAAGCCUCUAGCAUACUGAGCUUCGGAAGCGUAAAGCGUGAUGGCGACUUCCAUACUCAUCCAGCUAUUAUCGAUUCGUUGACACAAGCGUGCGGUUUUACAAUGAACUGCAAUGAUAACACUGACCUAGACGUUGAAGUAUUCAUGAACCACGGAUGGGGUUCGUUGCAGCUCUUCGAGCCAAUAGAUUUCGAAAAGGUGUAUACAACGUAUAGUCGCAUGGAAUCAGGUCCAGACAAACUCUGGCGUGGCGACGCAAUCAUCUUUGAUGGCAACCGAGUCGUGGCGCAUUUUGGACAAAUCGCAAUCCAAGGUGUGCCCCGCAGAGUACUCAAAGUCAUAUUGUCGCUCGAGAGUGGCAGGAAAACGCAGACUCGUACCACGCCAGCACAGCCAUCGAUUACCGAUAAAAGCCAGCCAAAAAUUCACUCAGCCCAUCCAGACGCCAAGCACAAACAGGCGGCAGUCAGAGUUGGACCAUCUCCUGUUGACAUUGGGCUUCAGAUCAUCUCAGAAGAGUCUGGAGUUGCUAUUGAUGCCUUCACGGACGAUACCGUUUUCGCAGACAUGGGUGUAGAUUCUCUCCUUGGUCUAACCAUAUCAUCGCGCUUUCGGGAACAACUCGACAUAGACCUCGAUUUUAAUGGCCUCUUCUUUGAGUACCCAACAGUUAAGGAUCUCAAGGCGUUUUUGAGCACGUCUCUACCUGAUUCGGGUUACGGCAGCCCGGUUGUAGACGGAAACGAUGGGCUAGAGCCAGUGCAUGAGGUUACGAACGCCUCGAAGAUCGAUUCUGCAGAUAACAGAUCGUCCUCGGGUCCAGAUUUCGCGCGAGCACUACAGAUUAUUGCGGAAGAGAGUGGGGUCCAACUAAGUGAGCUUGGUGACGACACCGAACUUGCUGAUUGUGGAGUCGAUUCGCUCUUAUCACUCAUCAUCACAAGUCGCUUUCGCAACGAGCUUGAUCUUGAGAUGGAGAGUGAAUCAUUGUUCUUGGAGAAUCCAACAGUGGGUGACCUGAAAAAAGCAUUGUCAGCGAAAUCGCCAAACGCCAUAACGGUGGAAUCUGCCGCUCAAGAAGUAGUAGAUACGAUUGUAUUACAGCCUAAUGUCAACAAAGGGGAUGAUCGGAACACAACCAAUGCCAAUGAACCCGAGAGCGGUCGCGUACAUGAGACAGCCAACGAUGAAUCACACGCUGCACUCGAAACGCGAAAGCAAGCCGUGGAAGUUUUGGUCGAGGAAUUUGCAUCUGGAUUCUCUGCACCUACAUCAGACGAAAACGCGCCGGAAACAGUCGACGGAGAGAAAGUUGUGCUGGUGACCGGCGGAACUGGGAGCCUUGGAGGCCAUCUCGUGUACCACCUUGCUCAGCAGCCUGACGUUCGAACUGUCGUCUGCUUGAAUCGUAAGCACCGCGAAGAUCCCAUGCAACGCCAAAUUCAAGCGAUGCGUGAGAAAGGUAUACGUUUCCCCGAUGCUUUGAAGCACAAAUUGCUGGUUCUCCAGACCGAUUCUGCCUCUCCACAGUUAGGCCUGGAACAAAGACAAUACGAUGAACUCGCCGCCUCUGUUACUCACCUUAUCCAUCAGGCUUGGCCAAUGAGUGCGACACGUGCGCUGUCAGGGUUCAAGGCGCAGUUCCAGGUCAUGCGCAAUUUGAUUGACCUUGCCCGUGAGGCCGCAUCACGCCACCGUAAAGACUUCAAAUUCAGCUUCGAGAUGGUGUCCUCCAUCGGCGUAGUUGGUUUGUACGACAAGGACAAGAAUACAGCCAAGACUGUAGUACCAGAGGGACGAGCGAGCAUUGCUUCAGUUCUACCCAAUGGCUAUAGUGAAGCAAAGUGGGGAUGUGAGCUUAUGCUUGAUCGCACGCUGCACCAACACCCCGACCGCUUCCGCGCUAUGACAACCCGCCUGGGCCAAAUUGCGGGAUCAAAAACAAGCGGUUACUGGAACCCAAUGGAGCAUUUCGGAUUCUUAGUCAAGUCGUCAUGCACCCUGAACGCACUGCCAGAUGUCGAUGGCAAAUUGUAUUGGACACCUGUCAAUGACGUCGCAAGCGCACUGGCAGACUUGGUACUUGCGAACAAUGAUCCGCACCCCAUCUACCACGUCGACAAUCCCCACGGCCAGUCGUGGAAAGAAAUGAAUGGUUAUUUGCAAGCCGCGCUGAAGAUACCAAAUCUGAUACCGUUUCACCAAUGGCUAGAACGCGUGCGCCAGACACCUCCAAAAGACAAUCCUGCGCUUUUGUUGUCGGACUUUUUGGAGUCAAAUUAUCUCCGCAUGUCAUGCGGUGGCUUGGUCUUGGACGUCUCAAACACGCUCGAUCACUCACCUUCCCUUAGGGAAGUUGGCCCAGUAUCUAACCAAGUUUUAAGAAAGUAUGUACAUAUCUGGAAGGAGAUUGGGUUCCUUCAUGCUACGGAAGAAGAUCGAAAGAAUUUUGAGAAGGAGAGAUUGGCACUUUGGGCUUAG